UUGUGGGUAACGCGUGGGGGGACUGUCGUGCCGUGGAGUCGGUUUAGGCCAGUUGGCCUUGGGCCAGUUAUCGUUCCGUGCCGGUGCGGAAGACUUCAUGAGCUGACUUUCCAAGCGUGCGGGGUAUCAGAUACUUUCGUGGUGUCGGUUGUGGGGCACAAGCGUAUCUUUGGGCGGCAGGAUAGCUGCGUAGUCGCGUUAGGCUCGUCUUCCAGGCUUUCUCGCGAUGAUGAACGGCCAGAAGUUCUGCCUCAAGUGGGACAGCUUCCGCACGAGCGUCACGUCCGUGUUCGACCACCUGCGGCAGGAUGAGGAGCUGGUGGACAUCACGCUCUGCUGCGACGGCCACAAGGUCAAGGCGCACCGCAUGAUGCUCUCCGCGUGCAGCCCCUACUUCCGCGAGCUGCUCAAGGAGAACCCGUGCCAACACCCGGUGUUCUUCCUGAAAGACACGAGCAUCGAGGACCUGCGCGCCGUCAUCGAGUUCGUCUACAAGGGCGAGGUGAACGUGUCGCAGGGCCAGCUGGCAAGCUUCAUCAAGACGGCCGAGAUGCUGCAGGUGCGCGGCCUGAGCGGCGCGAGGGAGGAUGGAGAACUGGAGGCCGCGCUGGGGCACGUGGCCAGCUUCGAGGGUCACGCCGGUGGGGCGGGACAAGGCUUUGAUCCCGCCCAGGUGUCGCUGCUGGACGACUCGCUAGGAGAAGCCGGCCCGUCGUCGGCCGGCGCCGGCGGUGACAGAGCCUCACAAGCCGAGUACCCGUGUCGGUUCUGCGGCCGGCUGUACCGCACGCCGGGCAGCCGGCGCGCCCACGAGCACGUGCACACGGGCGGCACCGUCUGCCACCUCUGCAGCCUGGCGUUCGGCAAGAUGGGCAACCUGAAGCGCCACCUGCGCGCCGUGGGCAGACGCGGAGACAGAUGCCACUGGGGCCUCCGAGAGACGGCGCCGGAGAGCACGUGGAACCCCCGCCUGGACGUGCGGAUCCUGCCGGACACGCUGCGCCACAAGCUGCAGCGGCGGGAGCGGCUGGACAAGAGCGACUGGCGGCACGUCACCACCUGCAUCUACGACCGCUACAAGGCCUUCAAUGACCAGUGA
Molecule: messenger RNA, 1099 nt
Organism: Pollicipes pollicipes
Lineage: Eukaryota; Metazoa; Arthropoda; Thecostraca; Pollicipedomorpha; Pollicipedidae
Product: longitudinals lacking protein, isoforms H/M/V
Exons: 8
Coding region: 227-1099 (290 amino acids)
Biological process (GO): regulation of transcription by RNA polymerase II
Cellular component (GO): nucleus
Molecular function (GO): protein binding
Source: RefSeq, a predicted model, not a curated record